Messenger RNA from Rotaria sp. Silwood2, 741 nucleotides. The record is from the annotation of a GenBank genome assembly. NCBI's taxonomy places the organism in Eukaryota, Metazoa, Rotifera, Eurotatoria, Philodinida, Philodinidae.
AUGACAGCACAAGUUGCUCGCUGGCAUGAUCUGAAGAUAUCAUUUCAAAAACGUACAUAUUUACCUACGGGGUUAAUGAGCUAUGAAACUAACCGACAAUCCCCGCUAAGGCAACCACUAUAUGCACUCAACACUCUAUUUACUGAGGAAAUGACUAUAUUACGACAACUCAAUUCUAGCUACGUCGAUUUUGGUGAAAUCAGUUGCAUACAUCAUGCAUUCAUUCAUCAAGCCAUCGAUCAUCCACAAAAGUUGGCAUUACUUCUCGAAGAACAAUCACUCUCCUAUGCUGAGACUCUUUACUACUCUCAACACCUUGCUGCAAAUUUCAUUGGUGGCGGAGUGAUUGGCCAUUUAUUUGAACGAAGCAUCGAAAUGAUUAUUGCCAUGAUGGCAAUAUGGAUAAGUGGCGGUAUCUAUAUGCCUAUGAGUCCUCGUGAUCCAAUCGUUCGAAUUAAGACAUGUAUUAAAAGUACUCAUGCUCGACUUGUCCUUGUCCAUGGUUAUACAAAACAUCUUCUUUCAAACCAAUCCGAGAUCAUUAUUAUUGAUAUUGACAAGAUCAUUAGUUGUCCAAUGAUGAUUGAUGAAAAUAGCUUAACUAAUAUUCGAGUUACGCCCAAUGAUAUUUCACACAUCGUAUUCACAUCAGGCUCAACUGGAACGCCUAAAGCUGUGAGUAUAGCGCAAAAAUUUCUUCAUCUCACUGGCAUUAUGUUCAAAAUAAUACAGUCAAUUUGA